Molecule: messenger RNA, 2095 nt
Organism: Pseudomyrmex gracilis
Lineage: Eukaryota; Metazoa; Arthropoda; Insecta; Hymenoptera; Formicidae
Product: DNA primase large subunit-like
Exons: 7
Coding region: 302-2005 (567 amino acids)
Biological process (GO): DNA replication, synthesis of primer
Cellular component (GO): alpha DNA polymerase:primase complex
Source: RefSeq, a predicted model, not a curated record
UCUCAGGCUUCUCUCUGUCAUUACAAAGCGCAAUGAAUAAAAUUUUCUGACCCACGAGAAAAUACUGUAGAUGUCGUUCAAAGCGGCUGAAAAAUGGCGGGAAGAAAUAGCGGGAAAAUUAGUUGCAUGUUGUGUAAGAAACACUGAAUAACCUCGAGUGAGCAGCUCGCAGUAAAAUGAUUUGUUUCUUAUAUGUUUUUUUGUUUUAUUGCAAGUAGCCAUUGUUUGUUUUACUUAAGUUUAGUACAUGUUUGUUAGUACAUGUUUAACGUAACAUAUAAAGUUGUCUUAAAACCGUAAAAUGGAUUACAAACCACGUCGACGUUACACGAAUGUCGUGGACACAGACAGUUGUAAAAAUGAGUAUCCUCAAGACAUUCAAAUGUACGAUGUGCCACCAAUAGGUGAAAUGUCAUUGGAGGAAUUUCAGGAAUUAGGAUUUGACAGAUUGAAAGCACUGAGAUUGGUUGAGACAACAAAUUGUAGAGGUGAUCUGAAAACACUGGAGGAUCGCAAGACAGCUUUGUAUGAAUCUUUGAAAUCAGAUGGGCUAAAAUACUUAGCAAAUCUCUUGUAUGCUGACGGAUCCAAUCUACAAUUAGAAGAACAUACACGAGCUAGAAAAAAAGAUCAUGUGUCACAUUUUAUUUUGAGACUUGUAUAUUGCCACAAUAUUGAGCAAACUAAGUGGUUCAUUAAUCAGGAGAUUGAAUUCUUCAAAUUAAGGUUUAGUUCCUUGGACAAAAAAGGCAUUAAACACUUGUUGAAUACUUGCAAAAUGGAUUGCGUACCUAUUUCUCAAGAUGAAAAACUUGAAAUAAAAGAAGAGCUUAGUUUAUCAUGUGGAAAAGUUACAAAUGUUGAUGUCACUGACAUUUACAAAGUGUCUUUUGAUAAGGUGAUUGAUCUAGUCAGGGGACGUAAAGCAUAUCUCAAAGCAGGAAUGGCAUACAUCACUCAUAUGGAUCUGAGUUCUGUAUUUGUUUCUUACUUGAGAGAGAAUCUAAUUACAGGUUUAGAAAAUGCAAAAGUUUGUUACAACAAUAUAUCUGAUGAUGAAAGAUUGACCAGGUAUUUAAAAGGCCUUCCUUCAGCCUUUACUGGAAUGGCACGUGUUGUGUGGUCAACUACAACUACACCUAUUGAUAAACUGAAUGAUUUGUCAAAAACAUCGUAUCCUUUAUGUAUGAGAACGCUUCAUGAUGCCCUUUACGCUAACAAUCAUCUAAAAAAUUCAGGGCGUAUGCAAUAUGGUCUAUUUCUGAAAGGUAUUGGCGUAACGUUGGAAGAUGCUUUGCGGUUUUGGAGAGAUGCCUUUUCGAAAAAAACAGACGGAGUUGCAUUUGAAAAAAGAUACGCAUAUUCUAUUAGGCAUUAUUAUGGUAAAGAGGGGAGACAAACUAAUUAUACACCAUACGGUUGUCAAAAGAUUAUAUCUAGCUCUGUCGGACCUGGAGAAUAUCACGGAUGUCCUUUUCGACAUAUGGACCGUGAUUCGUUGUGUCAAAAGCUUACCAGUUACGGCGUAUUUGCUUCUAAUGUGAAUGAAAUAUUGGAUUUAGCCAAAGAUGGACAGUAUCAUCUAGCGUGCGCUAAAUAUUUCGAAGUGUUGCAUAAUAAACCAGCAAGCAAACCCAUCUUACAUCCAAACUUGUAUUUUGCUGAGAGUCGUGCAAUUUUAACUGGAGAUGAUAGUGGCAAAGAUGUCGACGCUAAGGAUAAAUUCUCUCAAACCACAACUGGCACACCCCGAAGUUUAUCUUCGCGAAAAUAUGACAGACAGUCAUCUACGCCUUCCGGAAAUUUGGCUUCGGGCACACCGAGUAGAAAUGAGAACUACAAUAUAUCUUCGAAAAACACAGAUAUACCUGGCACACCUCUAAACAGAGAUCAAAAAACAACGUAUCAAACACCUUCGAAGAAAGCUAAAAUAAAUCCAGUAAAAAUUGCAGAAAUGUUGGAUGAUGAUUUUACGGAUUUUAUGGAUGUAGAUACAAAAGAUUAACAUUGUAAUAUAUUGCAUCAGUUUUUGAAAAUUUAUGUUCUGUAGAUGUAAACUUUUUACAGCUUUACUUAAUGUAAUAAAUAAACGAAU